Messenger RNA from Mercenaria mercenaria, 3612 nucleotides. RefSeq lists its product as uncharacterized. The record is from RefSeq and is a predicted model, not a curated record. Bases 75 to 2021 code for a protein of 648 amino acids. NCBI's taxonomy places the organism in Eukaryota, Metazoa, Mollusca, Bivalvia, Venerida, Veneridae. The transcript is spliced from 12 exons.
CUUAUUCUGCUGUCUUGUUGUUUUAAUGACGAAAUAUGUAAAACGUCGUGGAUAAAUCAGAUGAGAGGAACAAAAUGAACACCUUUGCUGAGAAAGGAUGUAUAGCUCUUAUUAUUCUUUCAGUGUUACUUGUAACUGUUACUGCCGCUACAAACGGCAUAGAAGAUGCCGUGACAAAUGUUGCUCUUCAUAAAGAAACGUUACAGUCGCAUUUAACACAGCACGACUCAAGUAUAGUUGUUGACGGCAAUACAGACCAGUAUGUGGCAAACGGUUCUUGCAUCAAUAUUGAAAAGAAAGGAUAUUCAUGGUGGCAAGUGGAUCUGGGUGAUAUAUACACCGUUUUUUAUAUCAGAGUAUUUCUUGCAAAGGAUUGUUGUGAUGAUAUUGUCACAACUGAUGAUCUAAAUCUAAAAACAGGAACUCAAGUAAAAGCUGUGGAAAUUCCUGACUACGAAGAUAUAACCGACCCUCUACGACAUGUUCGUGAUUUUGUUUUGCCGAGUAACAGUCGAGCUAGAUACGUUGAGUUUCAUCAAGAUGGUACAACAGACUAUUAUCCUCUCUGUGAAGUGGAGGUUUAUGGUGUUCAAGAUGACGUUACCAAUGUUGCACUUCGAAAGACUGCUGAAAUGUCUACAAUAAAUCAAGAACAUCUAUUUGACGAAAGUCUAGGUAUUGAUGGUAUUUCUGAUCAAAAUAUGCUCAAAGAGUCAUGUUUUGAGACUGCGGAAGAAGACAAUCCUUGGUGGCGAGUUGACCUCUUUGAUAUAUAUGUGAUAUUUCUGGUGAGACUAUACAAUCGACUCGAUUGUUGCAGUGAUUCAGCGUAUGAUGUUCAGUUGCGGAUAGGACCUUCACCGGACACUAUGGCCGAGGCAGUCUUCGUUGAGGGUCAAAUAGAAGAUGUCCAAAAUAUCGUUCUUCCGGUAAACACUGAAGCAAGGUUCAUAGAACUGAUACGAAAAGGAUGGGGAUCUUUUCACUUGUGCGAAGUUGAAGUGUUUGGAAAGAAAGCUGAAUGUAAAUACGAUCCCUGUCAAAAUGGAGGCAAUUGUUCCGUCAUACACUGUGGCGAUCUAGAUAACUGCAGAAACUACACGUGCGCAUGUGCGGACGGCUUUGGUGGUGUUGACUGUGAAGUUUGUACAUAUAAUGUUGCUGUUGGAAAAGAAAUUGAGGCGUCAAGUAUUUAUCAUAAGAGCUGGUUUCCAAGUAACGCUAUAGACGGUGAUACCAAUCAGAAUAUCCUUUUUGGAGCAACGUGUGUGUCCACACAAAAAGAAAUGAAACCCUACUUAAUGUUAGAUCUCGGUAAAGAGUACAACAUUACUGGUGUCAAUGUUUACAGAAGAUCGGACUGUUGUGCGGAAGAUUUUGAAGCUAUUGAACUGUUUUUCAUGAUGACAACAUGGAUUAGCUAUGGGUACACUGAUGAGCGUACCGAAAGCAUGUCAAAGUUUGGGAUAUUCCCAUAUGUCGCAACAAGACAUGUAAAAGUUGUGGCAAAGGAAGAGCAGCCAACAUUCCUACAGAUCUGUGAGAUACAAGUGUUUAGCAUUUGUCAGGAAGACUUCACAGUUACAACAUCUCCUAAGACAAUGGUUGAAGAACCAAUGCCUUUCAUACAGAUGCGAUUCUCAUUGUCAGACAAGUACAGUGAUGUUGUCAAGUCGGAAGAGUCAUUUAAAGAUUUGAUCAGACAAGGAUUGUCCAGUCAAACCGGUUAUUCGGAGGACAGUUUUCGAAAUAUAGAAGUAGAAAAAGAACCUUUCCGUGUGUCAUUUGAACUUCAUGCUAUUGAGGGAGAUAGGACAACAUUGAAUAACAUGUUGAAGAAGAUAGAAACUCUAAACAGAUUUGGCAUUCUAGAAAUUGAAACCAAAGAUGGUCAGCUAUUAGCAAUUACCGCUGGAAGUCUACAAUAUCAUAUGAUUUUUGUAGAAAAUACAGGAACAAGAAUUGACAGUCCGUUCUUCGUGAUAGCUUCUGUCAUCGUUAUGGCAAUAACCUAUAUGUGAGACAGAAGAGAGGGGCGAGCUAAGAAUAACAAUGUGAUUAACACUGGCUCAGAUUAUAGUAUAUUACACGUAUAUUAUGAUGUCCCAACAAGUGCCUUGGUACAAAGACUAAAGAUAUAUAAAUUGAUAAAAUGACAGUCAAUAUCAUUGUGUUGUUAUCUAAUCAUAUCGAGAAGGACUAACGUAAAUCCUGUAUUACAUAACAUGAGAAAUUGUUUUUGCUGUGCUCAUUUUAUAAGCUCGUAUAUUUGAUGAAAAACAAUUCUUCACUAAUCGCAGUGACUGUGCAAAGUUUUAAGUUUUAGAGGGCGUGGACAGUAGCAUCCAUUUCCACUACCGUUCAUGAACAGGCUCAAUAAAACCAAGUAACAUUUUUGUUUAUUUGUCGUGUUGAGCGACCUGUGGAGUUUUCACUUUUUCUAUUUUAAAUUUAUUAUAAAUUCAAAUGAUUUUCUUUCAUUUCUAUUACAUUUAUUUAAUAUUGUUGUUUUAGUUCCUAAGGACGAUUAUAUCUAAGAAUGUCAUUAUGCUGUAUCAUCUCUUUUUCAAAAGCAAAACAUGUGUAUAAUCGUUAGAAAAUGUUUUCAAUUUUAGAAGAGCGUGUCUUACCGUUUUACACGAAUCACACUGAUAAACAUAUUCACACAUAAGAGGUGUAAGAUUUUGCAAAGUUUUGAGAAAAAUGCAGUUCUGUCUUCUUUAUGCAUUAGCUUUAACCUUUAGCCUGUGGGCAAUACCAUUCAUUAUUCAAACGGGUGUUCACUGAAAAAUUACUGAUUGAAUAGCGAGCAGAGCAGACCAUAAUCAACCUGCACGGAUGUGUAGGCUGAUCGUGGUCUGGUUUAGUCGUAGAGGCAGAUUCAUUUAUCGCUAGCAGGCUAAAUAUUAAGAUAAAUGUACAGUCUUACGGUAUGUUAUUAUAGAAUUAUGUAGCUUAAACAUUAAGUUAGUCUGAAGAUAACACUCAAAUUUGUUGAUGACCAUAAUUGUGUUUUUUUAGGAUUUUGUGACUUUGCGCUUCAGGACGUUUUGGAUUAAGUCCAUUCAAUUUGUAAUAGAAUUCAGCUAAAGGGCGUCAGGGGUGUUGCACAUUCAAUUACCUCUUAUAUUAAUUUUAAACCUUAACCGUCUGGAGUAAUAGGAGUAAAAGGUUAUUGAUUUAGAAAAGUUAAUUAAAUAUAUUUCAAUCUUGAAUAAGGACGUGUCAAUAAAAGUAAACGGUGACUAGUCGAUGUCUUUUUCUUGCCUUUUUCGUUUUUGAUUCGACGUGAGCAAUUCUGAUUGUAAGUUUAAUACGCGUAUCAUGUCAAGAAUCGAAAUAAUCAAAUGCAUUCCAUAUUAUAUUAGUGAUGUCGGUUCAGACAUCAUAAACGUGUUGAUGAAAGUAAUUUAUAUAUUAAAACAACGGAAUUAGAUAUAAAUGUUUUACUCAUAUCAAGAUUUGAUAUAGAGCUUUGCAAUAUUAAGAUCGAUAUACGGUAGUUUUAAGUAUUCGCAGCAGGAAGAGGUAUGAUCACCAGGAAAAUGCAUUGUUUAGAAGAGACGAGAUCACGAUGGUUGAUUUUUGCACAAGUACAUGUAAGAGUCGUAA